Galdieria sulphuraria is the source of this 1404-nucleotide messenger RNA. Its product is annotated as fructose-1,6-bisphosphatase I. Gene Ontology annotation, cellular component: cytosol; cytoplasm. Gene Ontology annotation, molecular function: fructose 1,6-bisphosphate 1-phosphatase activity. Gene Ontology annotation, biological process: fructose 6-phosphate metabolic process; sucrose biosynthetic process; gluconeogenesis. NCBI's taxonomy places the organism in Eukaryota, Rhodophyta, Bangiophyceae, Galdieriales, Galdieriaceae. Bases 12 to 1307 code for a protein of 431 amino acids. The record is from RefSeq and is a predicted model, not a curated record. The transcript has a single exon.
AGUGGAGUAGAAUGGAUGACAAAACCCUGAGAUUUUCUUCUCUUGAUCACAUGAAAGAUGUGCAAGUAUACUUUAUUCAAGUAUGGAUAUCCAUCAAACCUACUAUAUCUUUACAAAGAAGAGUGUCAAGAAAUAACCACUGCAAAAGAUAUCUUCCUUAUAAGAUGAUAGCUGUUCAACCCCAACCCAAAAAGACUCCCGUAGCAGAAUAUUUACAAACCUCACAAGACACACCAACUUCACUCACUCGUUACUUGUUGGAAGUAGCCAAACAAAAUAAGGAUAUGGGAGAUAUGGUGGCAUUGAUAAACGGUAUUCAAUUUGCUUGCAAAAAGAUAGCUUCAUUGGUUGGUAAAGCAGGGGUCACUGACUUGAUGGGAAUCUAUCAACAAGGCAUAGUCAACGUUCACGGAGAAGAACAGAAAAAGUUGGAUGUUCUUUCUAAUGAAGUAUUGAAGAACGCUCUCAAAUAUUCGGGAAAAAUGGCUGUCAUAGCUUCGGAAGAAGAAGACGUUCCUAUCAUGGUAGAAGAAAGUUAUUCCGGUAACUAUGUAGUCGUGUUUGAUCCAUUAGAUGGUUCUUCCAAUUUGGAUGCUGGAUUGCCUACUGGAACUAUAUUUGGAGUGUUUCAACAACAAUUCUCGUGUCUCAUUCAUGACUAUGAGGAGUCCAUCGAUAACAUGGAAUUGGCUUGUUUACAAAACACUUUACAACCAGGACGUAGAUUGAUUGCCGCUGGAUAUUGUAUCUAUUCUUCUUCUACCAUGUUGGUACUCUCAUUGGGUAAUGGUCUUCAUUGUUUUACUUUGGAUACGGAAGUUGGUGAAUUUGUAUUGACUCGUGCUAACAUCCAAAUUCCACAAAGAGGUAAUAUUUAUUCUUUCAACGAGUCCAACUUUUAUCAAUGGGAUAAAGGAGUUCAAGAUUAUAUAGAGAGGUUAAAAAAAGGAAACAAUCAAACAAAUUGUCGUUAUUCCGCAAGAUAUGUUGGCUCCAUGGUUGCUGAUGUACAUCGUACAAUAUUGUAUGGCGGAAUAUUUGGUUAUCCAGCAGAUAAAAAGAAUGUCUCUGGUAAAUUGAGAUUGGUAUAUGAAUGUGCACCGAUGGCAUAUUUGGUUGAACAAGCAGGAGGUAAAGCAACCACGGGAAUAGAAAAUAUUUUAGAUUUGACACCAAAAGAUAUUCACGAAAGGAAGCCUCUUAUAUUAGGUUCUCCAGCAGAUAUCGAAGAAUUUCUGCAAGUAUAUGGAAUGUCACGAGUUGAUAGAGAAGAUAUGCAUAUGUGGGAUAACUUGAGUAGUUUAUAAGAUGAAAGAGGGUUGAUGGAAUCGUAUAUGGUUUUCUUUACAAGUCUUUGUUAGUCAAAUCAUCUUCAUAGUAACAUAUAAAAUGUUGUUUUCUCCA